Molecule: messenger RNA, 981 nt
Organism: Suillus subalutaceus
Lineage: Eukaryota; Fungi; Basidiomycota; Agaricomycetes; Boletales; Suillaceae
Exons: 8
Coding region: 1-981 (326 amino acids)
Source: RefSeq, a predicted model, not a curated record
AUGAGUAGUGACGAGAACCAUCCCUCUCCCAGCAAUCCUUCGCGCAAGCGUAGUGGUUCAGCCCUUCGUUUGGGACCGCAUAAAAAGGCGACUUCAUCUAAUCCGCUUGUUCUUCAUGGCCGCCAUUUUGGCCGGACAGUAUUUGCACUCUGCAAUUAUCCUGCACUUCUGACUACAGGAAUACUCCAACUCGAAGAGUUGAUGGACUCUCCCAUCGAGGAUUAUCCAGCAGACGUACGACAGGAACACAAGGUGUUUAUUGAGCUAGUAGAUUCGUAUCCUGGACUUCUAGACCGUCUGACAAAUGGCGAGGAGGAAGACAUUAUCCAUGUGGGAGAAUUGGCUGUCAUCCCACCCCUCUCCCGAAACAUCAAGUCUGAUCGUGGAUUCAAUCAUGAGGUUACCAGUGCAUUGCUCUGUCCCACUGGGCUUGACUGGUCGAAUGCAGAAACCAAGCAGAGCCUCAAAAGCGGUGAAACCGCAGUUCGUGGAGACCAGUGGCCCAUGUUCUUGUAUGCUGGGUGUGAUUACGAUCCUGAGGAUCCAUGGAAGGGCUUGCUGAAAAGCAAGAUACUCGUAUUUGGGUUCAAACAUGUUUUUACGUCUCCGAGCUCCAUGGAUAGGGAGCCCAAAGCUACAUGUUCCGGCAAUGCCUACCUUCACGGCAUGAAGUCCGUAACGAAAGGAUCUUUAGCCUAUAUUGCCACACAGGUUCGAUUUUCGUUAAGUUUGUCGUCUGUAUUCUCGCGCACAGACAUGGUUACCGAUUCCGAAAAUUUCUAUCACAGUAUUCUCGACCUGCUGGAGGAUCCCGAUGAAAGUGAGGAAGUAGCUGAGUUGAUGACAUGGUGGACAUGUCGAAUUUUUCCCAACUCAUCCUCUUCACAGCGCAGUAUCAGCAAGAACAGCACAUUGUCAAAAAUUCGCGCAAAACGAGCUGCAUUGCGAGAACGAGCAAAUACAAGUACUGACACUACGUAA